Molecule: messenger RNA, 1189 nt
Organism: Linum trigynum
Lineage: Eukaryota; Viridiplantae; Streptophyta; Magnoliopsida; Malpighiales; Linaceae
Source: the annotation of a GenBank genome assembly
GUCAUCUCUCGAACAUCUUGUUAUCACCACAAACUUCUCACAGAACAAAAACUUUUCUCAUCAAGACAAGACGAAUUGCUGGUUUGGUUCACAACAUUCCUAGUUACCUAAACCUUCGAACCAAUUGUCCCCAGAUAUCAUAGGUUCCUAAAGUAUUUCGCAGAGAGAAACCUGGCAUUUGAGCUUCAACAAGCAUAUCCUAUGGAAUUUCAAGCUUACAUGAUCAACGUGAUGUCGCUCAUUGAAUCUCUCGAAUGGGAGUUCCUCGUCAGCCAACAACCCUUGUUAGCAUGUCCAGAGGCUGUGAAGGUCUUCUACUCCAACAUGGAGUGUGCGGCAACAUGAAGUUACGGGAUACUUCGACAGUUGUCCCAGGGGUGUGCAAGACAUUUUACAGCUAUGGCGUACUUUGAUAUGACAGGGUGAUGGGAUGUGGCGCUGGAUGGAAAAUUUUUUAUGGAUAGGUUCCCUAAGGUGACCGUCCAGGGCCCACCGGUGACAGAUCUGUACUACAUGAUGUACAGCUCCGAGAGUGACGAUGACGACGAUGAGGUGACCAACAUGGAGUGUGCGGUAAACCUGAAGUUACGGGAGACUUUGACAGUUGCCCCAGGGGUGUGCAAACCAUGGGGCAUGGCCGUUUCAGGACCCUAUUGCUGGACGGAUAUUGACAUCGAGGAAUGGAUUGAAGUGUCCUCGCCAGAACAAAUCAAUCGGAUUUUCCAGAUGCUCAUCACUCGGAGCUCUGGUUCCCUCCGCAAUGAUGCAAUGUUCUCUUUCCUCGCCCAACAGUAAGCCCUAGACAACUACAAUUAUUAUUUUUUGCUCAUUAUACAUACAAAAAAAAACAAGAACCUAUCACCAAACCCUAAAACUCGACACGCAAACAAGAAAAAACCCACCUCUGUCAAUCGUCGUCGUCCUCCUCAUUACUGGCAUCAAUCACCUUCACCCACGCCAGCGAGGCCCGUGGCUCGCCUUCUCCCGUCCUUUCCUCUCUGAUUCCUCGAGAAAAAACCCCAAGACAAACCAAUAAGAAUUCAUCUAUCUUCCUAAAAAACUACUCGCCAUCUUCGGCUGAAGUUUGCAUGUACGAACGAAGAAGUUAUAGGCUUCAAAGAAUUGUGAUCCAUUUACCAUGGAUGGAUUCAUUUCCUUGUGACAUUGAGAAUGAAGUUGAACUCUUUUG